UCUGCACCUAACAAGCUUCUCAAGUGAGGAAAAAGUUUUAUGUACGGUUGACACAAUGAUACAGUAGGUGAAGAGGUCACUCGCAUACAUCUACAUUAGAUCUACCCAUCGAUCCAGCAAUAUUACGCUCAUAAAUAAGUUUCAUGAUGUCUGUAACCAUCUCAGUUUGGAAGAUAUUGGUCAACUGCUAAGGGAUGGAUCAGGAACGUCCGUACAACAGCGGCAGCGGCGGCAGCGGGAAGAUAAAGUCGUCGGGUGCUGCAGGAGCAGCUUCGAAGCUGAUCCCACACCUCCCCCGCGACUCCCGCGGCUCACUCGAGGUUUUCAACCCCUCCUCCUUCUCCCCGUCGGCCGCCGCUCGCCCCAGCCCCUCCUCCCCCUUCUCGGCGUGGCAGCAGCCCCACCACGCCUCCCAAUCCCCCGCCGCGCCGCCCCCUCCCGGCGCCGCCGAUGACGGCGACGGCGGCGGCGGCGGCGGCGGCGGGGUCGCAGCGCCAUGGAUGGCCCUCCCCAGAGCUCCUCCGCCUCCGCCGCCGCCGCCGCCGCCGCCGCCGGCGCAGAGGAUAUCGGCGGAGGCGGAGGCGGAGGGGGAGGUGGGGGCGGCGGCGCAGAGGCGGCGGAGUGGGGGCUGGUGCUUGAAGACGGACGAGGAGACGGGGCGCCGCAGGAGGGGGGAGAGGCGGGAUUCCUAG
Messenger RNA from Ananas comosus (pineapple), 692 nucleotides. Its product is annotated as wiskott-Aldrich syndrome protein homolog. Lineage: Eukaryota; Viridiplantae; Streptophyta; Magnoliopsida; Poales; Bromeliaceae. The transcript is spliced from 3 exons. The record is from RefSeq and is a predicted model, not a curated record. The coding region runs from base 195 to 692 and encodes 165 amino acids.